This is a messenger RNA of Thyridium curvatum, 1722 nucleotides long. RefSeq lists its product as uncharacterized. Gene Ontology annotation, molecular function: catalytic activity. The coding region runs from base 1 to 1722 and encodes 573 amino acids. The record is from RefSeq and is a predicted model, not a curated record. NCBI's taxonomy places the organism in Eukaryota, Fungi, Ascomycota, Sordariomycetes, Thyridiales, Thyridiaceae. The transcript is spliced from 6 exons.
AUGUCACAGGAGACUUAUUCGGUACCGGAACAAGCUGCUGGAGUAUUCAAAACGGGAAUACUCGAAAACCCUCUGAUUGCAAAAUCGCUGCCACCAGAAAUCACAGAAUGUGCAGCUGCGAUUCGUUUCGAGGGGUCUGAAACUCCUUCGAUCCCAAUCAUCUGGCGAUUUGCCGAGAGCAUCUCGGCACUUAAGGCUCUCGAAGCAUCAAUGCUCAAUGUGCUUUUAGUACGAAAAUAUGGCAUUAGUCCACCCCGUGUGAUCAUCAAUACGGAUCAUGCGCAACUGUUCUUCAUGUCGACAUUAAUCUUCACGAUAGAUCCAAAAGGCUCGGCUCUUUCUCUCGCGUCUCUUUCGUCUAGUGAGGGACGCAAAGCAUUUGAGAAAUGUUUUCCCAGUUGGGACAAAGGGAACGCUUUCAGAGACCCGUACCGCGUCGCUGCCACCAACAUAUAUCAGACCCAGGACAAGCGGUUCUUUCACUUGCACGGCAGUCUGAAUCCGGACCACACUCUGCGCAGUUUGGGUAUGCCGCUUGAAGGUAAGGCUGCGUCGAGUGAUGAGGCUAUUCAACCCUUCAUUCAAGCAGUUGGCCAGAAGACAGCGGAAGAGCUGGAUCGGCUGGAGAACGAAGAAUACCGCCAAGCUGGGACGAUCUGCUACACCAGUGAGGAAUACUUCAACACCGAGCACGGAAAGGCCAACGCGCACGUGGGGUUGUAUGAGCUCAAGGAGAUCAAAAACUCUUUGCAAGCUCCAUGCUGGUGGACAGACAACUCGCAAACGUCCCCAAAGCGACCCCUUGGUGGGUUGAAGGUGGUUGACUUGACCCGCAUCAUCGCGGCCCCAGCCAUCUCAAGAGGACUCGCAGAGCUUGGGGCAAGCGUUAUGCGCAUCACAUGCCCUCGCCUUCCUGACUAUUCCCUGUUGCAUCAGGAUCUUAACUGGGGCAAAUGGAAUGCCUGUCUGGACUUCACUCUUGAAGACGAUAGGAAGAAGAUGAGGCAGCUGAUUCUCGAAGCGGAUGUGGUUGUGCUGGGGUACCGGCCUGGGGUGCUUGAUAAGUUUGGAUUUGAUGCUGAUAGCAUCAUCCGUCUUUGUGAAGGACGUGAUAGGGGUAUUGUAGUCGUUAGGGAGAAUUGCUAUGGGUGGCAUGGUCCUUGGGCAGGCCGAAGCGGAUGGCAGCAAAUCAGCGAUGCAUGCUGUGGUGUUUCGAUGGAGUUCGGGCGCGCCAUGGGCUACGAUGAGCCUGUGACUCCUGUGUUCCCUAAUAGCGACUAUUGCACCGGUGUUAUCGGCACAGUUGGUGUCCUGGACAGUCUGCUUAGACGUGCGAAGGACGGAGGGUCAUACAUGAUCAAUGCUGCUCUGAAUUACUACUCGCAGUGGCUUGUGAGAUCCUGCGGGACCUAUUCACGAGACGUCUGGGAUGAUCUCUGGGCCCGAAAUGGAAACCCCAAGUUCCGCCACUAUCAUACCAUGGGCAAUAUGACACCUGCUUUCCUAGGAAUGAUGAAAAGGUUCCAUGCAGACAAACUGCUCCGUCCGGAAUUCUUUGAAGAGAGGCACUGCCGAAGCAUCGGGUACGACAUAAAGACUGUCAAGCCUGUUCUUCAAUAUCCAGAUGGACAAGUUGAGCCAAAGUAUGACAAGGGUACAAGGACUAAUGGGACGGAUCGGCCUUGCUGGCCAGAGGACUUGACUAGUGAAUUUGUACUAUGA